AAUACUGAUAUAUAAAUAUAUAAAAUAUUAGGAAAUUAAGAUUUCAAUUAUAUAAGAAAUAAAAAAUCAGUAGUAAAUUUUAUAGGAUUAAAGGAAAUGGCCCAAAGAUUUUAGAGUGUUAUUUAAGAUUUUUAGGAAGAAAAGCAAGAUUAUUACUCAAAAUUAUUAUAGCACCCAGCAUUUUAUACGAUAUAAGAUCAUGCUGAAACUAGAUAAAAAUAAUUAGCAAGUUGGGCUGAUAUUACUCAUGCUUACUUCAAAUAAAAAAAUAUUAAUAAUUCUUCUUUGACAGAACUAAGCUCAGAAAGCUAUCCUUUUUUCUGCUUAUAAAAUUUAGGAAUUCCAAAAAGAUUGAACAGAGAAGAAAUUAAGCUUAUUUUGUAUACACUAGCUUAGUAAGGAAGUAUUUUGUGGGAAAAUGAAAACUACGAUGGAUUCUAAGUUCAGAAAUACUCUGCUAAUGAAAUAGCUGACGAAAUAUAUAAAUGGGCAAAGAAAAACUAUUAGAUUGGUGAAAUUAAUACUUUAGAAUUUAUUGUAAGAGGCAAUCAAACAAGCACAAAUGAGAAAUUCUAUGAUUUACCAGAUAAUUAAAUACUCUAUGCCUUGGAAGUACUGUAAGAAAAUAAGAAAUGCAUUAUAUUUGGAGACAGUACAUCAGGAUAUAGUGCUAAGUUUUAAUGA
This is a messenger RNA of Tetrahymena thermophila SB210, 684 nucleotides long. RefSeq names its product ESCRT-II complex subunit. The record is from RefSeq and is a predicted model, not a curated record. Gene Ontology annotation, biological process: protein transport to vacuole involved in ubiquitin-dependent protein catabolic process via the multivesicular body sorting pathway. Gene Ontology annotation, molecular function: structural molecule activity; protein homodimerization activity. Gene Ontology annotation, cellular component: ESCRT II complex. The transcript has 6 exons. Lineage: Eukaryota; Ciliophora; Oligohymenophorea; Hymenostomatida; Tetrahymenidae.